UUUAUCAGCAAAAUAUAUAAAUGGGAUCAGUUGAUUCAAGAUCCAAGUUCGAGCAUGGACAUAUUUAUCUGCAGCCUGAUCAUGCAUAUGCUAUCUCUGGUGAGAACAUGACAGGAAAUAUUUACAUGCAGCUCUCCCAACCUUUCCCAGCAAUGAGCCUUGAUAUUGAAGUUAAGGGCGAAGAGAAAUGUAAAUGGAGGGAAAGAAAGACUAGGAACGAGAGAAGAGGCGACAAAAAUGUCUCUGUGACAUAUUACAUCUAUCACCAUGCUGUCAGAAAUGUUAUUUAUCAGAGAUUUACCUUGUAUAACUUCCCAGAAGGGGUUGCUAAUGCAGGGCAGUACACUUUUCCUUUCAAUAUAGCCAUUCCUUAUGGAUGUCCUUCUAGUGCGUUUUACUCAGGAACUGAAUCUGCUGUUGCUUCUAUCCAAUAUUCAAUUAAGGCAAUUCUUCAGCCACAUCCAUCAACUAGGCUCAGAGAGAUGGCUUUUAAGCAGACCCUGAUUAUGAGAGAGAAGGCUCCUUAUGUUAACGAAAACUUAUCGGCUAACGUCGAAAUGAAGGUUAAAUCCUGCUGCUGAUGUUGCUCAAAAGGUACUGCAUAUCUUGAUACUAAAUUUGAAAAAGAUGCAAUUGCUAGUAAUGAAGUAUGCAGAGCAAUGUGUCAUAUUCGGAAUGGAUGCAGUAUCCCUAUAGACAGAGUCAGAAUUUGUAUCAAGCAAUAUAUAAAGUUAAAUUCUUACUCUGCUGUCUAUAAUAGAAAUAGAAAAGUAGGGGAGAAGAGCUAUGAUGGUAUUGGUCCAAGAGAAGAAACUGAGGGGCACACCAGGUUCCUUGAUAUUUCUUUAGCAGAACUAAAGAGUGAAGUUAAUCAUCAAGUCUUCUCAGAUUUUACUCCUAUAUAUAAUGAAGAAAUGGCUUUAGCUAAUUGUAUUCAACCUACUACUUCAGGAUUGCAUGUGAAUAUUACAUACAAACUUGAAAUAAAGUUGAUGUAUAAUACAUAUUGUGCUACUCUCCCUCAAACAAGUAUCCCACUAUUUAUUCAGGCUCCCGCAUUACAAGAUUUUACCAUGAUACAGGCUCCAGAGGGAUGGAACCCGACAACUUAUGAUGAAGCGAAUUUUGCUCUUCCUGUACCUCCAACAGAGAUGGCUCAAGUUGCUCCAAUGGAAGAUCCUGGCUACAAUACAGGUGGAAUGGGAUUGCCAGGGCCAGGUCCAAUGAAUCCUGGAGGAAUGGGAAUGCAGGGCCAAGCUCCUGGAGGCAUGGGAAUGCCUGGUCAAGCUCAAAACUAUGGAGGGGGUCAGAUGCAAUACAAUCAAGGUUAUGCUCCUCAGACACAGAACCCAGCUGGAAACAUUCCUCCCCCAUCCCAAAUUCCAGCCCAACCCUCUGGAUUCUCUCAACAACAAGUUCAACCCGAACAUCAACCAUUGAUGGGUCCUCAAAAUCAACCAUAAUAGCAUUUCGAUGUUUUCAAUCA
This is a messenger RNA of Moneuplotes crassus, 1486 nucleotides long. The record is from the annotation of a GenBank genome assembly. Lineage: Eukaryota; Ciliophora; Spirotrichea; Euplotida; Euplotidae.